GCGGACGUGCCGGUGCCGAGAAUGCCGACCUUCGACCAUGUGCCGCAGCCUUACGACGGCCCGACCGCCGACGAGAUCGCCCGGAAGCGCGCCGAGUUCCUCAGCCCGUCCCUGUUCCAUUUCUAUUCCAAGCCCCUGAACAUCGUGGAAGGAAAGAGGCAGUACCUGUAUGACGAGCACGGCCGGCGCUACCUGGACGCGUUCGCCGGCAUCGCCACCGUGUGCUGCGGCCACAGCCACCCGGACAUCGUGGACGCGAUGAUCGCGCAGGCCAGGCGCCUGCAGCACCCCACCGUGCUCUACCUCAACCACGUCAUCACCGACUUCGCCGAGGCGCUGGCCUCUAAGAUGCCCGGCGAUCUCAAUGUUAUCUUCUUCACCAACUCCGGCACGGAGGCCAACGAGCUCGCCAUUAUGAUGGCGCGGCUGUACACCGGCUCCCACGACAUCAUAUCUCUCCGGAAUUCCUACCACGGCAACGCCGCCGCCACCAUGGGCGCCACCGCGCAGAAGAACUGGAAGUUCAACGUUAUUCAGAGUGGCGUGCACCAUGCCGUGAACCCGGACCCAUACAGGGGCGUCUUCGGCUCGGACGCCGAGAAGUACGCGCGAGAUGUGAAGGAGAUCAUCGAGUUCGGCACCACAGGCAACGUCGCCGGCUUCAUAUCUGAAUCUAUCCAGGGUGUUGGUGGGAUUGUGGAGGUGUCUCCUGGUUACAUGCCCCUAGCGUACGACCUCGUCAGGAAGGCCGGUGGUCUCUGCAUCGCCGACGAGGUCCAGGCGGGCUUCGCGCGCGUCGGCAGCCACUUCUGGGGGUUUGAGACCCAUGGCGUGAUCCCUGACAUUGUGACCAUGGCAAAGGGUAUCGGAAAUGGCAUCCCUCUGGGCGCCGUGGUGACGACACCGGAGAUCGCGCAGGUCAUGACCCGGCGAAACACGUUCGGUGGCAACCCAUUCUGCACCGAUGGCGGGCUCGCUGUCCUCAAGGUCCUUGAGAAGGAGAGGCUCCAGGAAAACGCCUUCGUCGUCGGCUCCUAUCUCAAAGACAGCCUCUGCGACCUCCAGAAGAAGCAUGAAAUCAUUGGUGACGUGAGGGGGACAGGUUUCAUGCUCGGCGUCGAGCUUGUGACUGACCGGCAGCUCAAGACCCCGGCAAAAGAUGAGGUUUGCCGUGCCAUGGAACACAUGAAAGACAUGGGCGUUCUGGUGGGAAAGGGGGGCUUUUACGGGAACGUGUUCAGGAUCACUCCCCCUCUGUGCUUCACCAAGGAAGACUCGGAUUUCUUCGUUGAUGUGAUGGAUGUUGCGCUGUCAAAACUCUGAACCAGUAGUUGCAACUUGCAAUGGGAUGGUACAAGCGGGGGUUGCUAACUUCCUUCCACUCGCAGAUUAAAGAGUAUGUUCUGCAUUUUUUUAAUUUUUUUGAGGAAAUAUGUUCUGCAUUUUUGAACCGAGGGAAAUGAAGAAUCUUGUAUGAGAGAUAUACCAUUUUUGAAACAUUUAGGGAUCUCGUACCGGUCGAAAUAAGGCAACCUUGAUAGUUUUUGCUAGUUUCUGCAUUGCUUUGCUAGUGGUGCU
Molecule: messenger RNA, 1578 nt
Organism: Brachypodium distachyon (stiff brome)
Lineage: Eukaryota; Viridiplantae; Streptophyta; Magnoliopsida; Poales; Poaceae
Product: alanine--glyoxylate aminotransferase 2 homolog 3, mitochondrial
Exons: 9
Coding region: 22-1323 (433 amino acids)
Cellular component (GO): mitochondrion
Molecular function (GO): transaminase activity; pyridoxal phosphate binding
Source: RefSeq, a predicted model, not a curated record